GUCACUUCAGAUGACUCUAGACUCUACGGAGCCUGGAGAUUUCCACAUAUUAGUCUCUAGGGUGGAGUGGGGUGCCAGUCUAGCCAAGAAGUUACCUAGACUGAACACCCCUGUACCUAAGGUUCGGUACACUCACACUAACACUGAUGAGUGUACAACGGAGAGCGAGUGUCUGAAGAGAGUUAGAGAUAUACAGAGGAACCAUAUGUACAAGGGCUACAAUGACAUCAUGUACAAUUUCUUGGUUGGAGGAGACGGACGAAUAUACGAAGGAAGAGGAUGGUAUUAUGAAUCAGAGUUACCUAUAAGCUACAAGAAUGAUAAAAUACAAUCUGUAGAUUUUGGGUUCAUCGGUAAAUACAUGGGUGAGAAGACUGCAAGCCAAAAAAUGAUAGAUGCUGCACAAGGAUUGGUGAGUUGGGGAAUAAAGCGGAAAAUGUUCAAACUUCCUUUCGAUGUGGAGGAGUUUUAUGAAGACUUCUGAAUACAUCUAAAGCUAUUGCAGAUGUUAACUAAAUUCUAAA
Molecule: messenger RNA, 524 nt
Organism: Macrosteles quadrilineatus (aster leafhopper)
Lineage: Eukaryota; Metazoa; Arthropoda; Insecta; Hemiptera; Cicadellidae
Product: peptidoglycan-recognition protein 1-like
Exons: 3
Coding region: 11-484 (157 amino acids)
Biological process (GO): peptidoglycan catabolic process
Molecular function (GO): N-acetylmuramoyl-L-alanine amidase activity; zinc ion binding
Source: RefSeq, a predicted model, not a curated record